Molecule: messenger RNA, 7780 nt
Organism: Drosophila willistoni
Lineage: Eukaryota; Metazoa; Arthropoda; Insecta; Diptera; Drosophilidae
Product: probable lysine-specific demethylase 4B
Exons: 9
Coding region: 698-6301 (1867 amino acids)
Biological process (GO): chromatin remodeling
Cellular component (GO): nucleus
Molecular function (GO): histone H3K9 demethylase activity; histone H3K36 demethylase activity
Source: RefSeq, a predicted model, not a curated record
UUUACCAACCCUAAGUCCGACAACAACAAAAAAUGACAAGUGUGUUUCUAAAUUGAUAACUGGCAUAAACUAUUAAAGUAAAUAACAAUGCAAAAAAAUAGCACAUGCUAAAUGCACCCCGCCUUCUGACAAGUCAGUACUAUGAAUUAGUGUCGUUGUUUUAAUGUGUGUUGUCUUCGUAUCCCAAUAAGAACGCCCUGCGAAAAGCAGCCAUCUUAUUCGCGUGUUGCAAACACUAACAAAUAUACUUGAUAAUAUCGAAAUAAUACAAAUUCAAUUUAAUGGUAACAAACUGAUAUAUUUAUCUUCUGACAUACUUAAAGACAUAAUAUGUGCACUAAGUCUAAUCUAUUGCAAAUAAAAAAAAUAUAACUUUGCUUUGCGUCUGCGUCUAUUGUGAACGGACAUUUUCUCGGUCACGUACGCCGUGUUUUGUGUUGUUGUUGCGGUGCUCGGGCUCUGCUGCAGCCAGCCGCAGCAGCAGCAGUUGUUGCAAAAAUAAUCAAGAAAAAAAAGUGCAAAUACACUCAAUAAGUGGAAUUAGCCAUGUAAACCAGAUAAAAAAGGCUAAAGGAAAACCAGCGCAAAGUGACAAGAGAUAGUUACCAUACGCAACGUACAGGAAGAAGUUCCAGGAUCGAUUGAAUCCCCCCACGAAACGAUACACAAGCUAAAUAGAAAUACUUGAAAACUCUUAAUGAAAAUGUCUGAUAUACCACGCAUAAUGGUCUUUCGACCUACUUGGGAGGAAUUCAAAGAUUUCCCCAAAUACAUAGCCUACAUGGAAUCUCAGGGCGCACACAAGGCCGGACUGGCCAAAGUGGUGCCGCCCGUGGAAUGGGUGCCCAGGCGUAGUGGUUAUGCUGAUCUCGAUGCCCUUAAUGUAACAAUACCGGCGCCAAUUUGUCAAGUGGUUACCGGAAAACAGGGCUACUAUCAACAAAUCAAUAUACAAAAGAAACCACUGACAGUUAAACAAUUUAGCGAAUUGGCCAGCACUGAACGCUAUGCCACACCCAAGCAUUUCGACUAUGAAGAUCUCGAGAGGAAGUAUUGGAAGAAUAUCACAUAUGUUGCCCCCAUUUAUGGGGCUGAUGUUAGCGGCAGUAUCACCGAUCCUGAUCAGGAUAGUUGGAAUAUCAAUCGUUUGGGCACCAUACUGGAUUUUGUCAACAAAGACUAUAAUAUACAAAUAGAUGGAGUAAAUACAGCGUAUUUGUAUUUCGGUAUGUGGAAAACCACAUUCGCUUGGCACACCGAGGAUAUGGAUUUGUAUUCGAUAAACUAUUUGCAUUUCGGUGCACCAAAAACGUGGUAUGUGGUGCCACCGGAAUAUGGUCGUAAAUUGGAGAAGGUUGCAAAUCAGUAUUUUCCGGCCAGUUAUAAGAAUUGUAAUGCAUAUUUGCGGCAUAAGAUGACGCUAAUAUCGCCACAGAUACUCAAGCAGAACGAUGUGCCGGUUAGCAAGAUCACACAGGAGUCGGGCGAGAUAAUGAUAACCUUCCCAUUUGGUUAUCAUGCUGGCUUCAAUCAUGGCUUCAACUGUGCCGAAUCCACAAAUUUUGCCAUGGAACGCUGGAUUGAGUACGGCAAGCGUGCAACGCAAUGUACCUGCAGCAAUGACAUGGUUAAAAUCUCGAUGGAUACAUUUGUGAAGCGUUUCCAAAGCGAACGCUAUGAGACAUGGCUAGAGGGUCGUGAUUUGGGACGACAUCCCGAGGAUCAGUCGAAUAGUGUAAUGACAGCGGCUCCCCUACCACCGCAUCUAGAUGUUACGAUAAGUGAUAAAAAAAUGAAGAAGCAAUGCAAUCCAACAAAGGCCAAAAGCUUCAAAGAGCGCAAUCCCGAUUUGGAUUUGGAUGAAAUCCAACAGAAUCCCAAUGUGCCCGAUGAUGUGAAGGCCAUGCUAAAGGAGAGCGUUUUAACUCUCAAUGACGACGAGGCCGAAUAUGUUAAUGAAGAGGAGGCCAUGAGUUUGCAAAGUCCAGCAGACUUUAAGACCAAACAAGAGUUGCUGGAGUACAUGGAUGAUGGCACAGACGAUGACGAUGAGGAGGAGGACUUUAAGCGACGUAAACACAAGCGUCGAUAUGAUGCCGACUACGAUGAUGAUUGGAUGGCGGCCACCAAACGUAGAUCAAAUUCUAGUCGUAAUGGCAGUCGUGGUCGUAGUCCACGCAUCAAAGAUGAUCGUUCAAUAUCACCAGCAUCCUCCACAUCAUCAACAUCCCGUGGCGGGCGAGGACGUGGCAAUAAAUCAAACACUGCCACGCCCCGCAAAACGCCCACUAAACGAAAAAAGGAUAGUCAAACGGCAACAUCCACGUCCACAACCACAAUCACCAGCCCAUCAGGAGUAACCACAGCAGCUGGCAGUGAAGUUGUAGCCGGAGAUGCCAAAAAGGAUCAUCAGGCGCUGCAAUUUAUGCAACAAUCGCGUAAAUUUGAAGGCAAAAUACCAAAACUAAGUCAACAAGUCAACAACAACAACAGUCCAAGACCAACAACACCCACUGCAUCAGCAACAUCCACCACCACAAUCCCAACAUCUUCUAGUCAGCAACAAAUUGUCUAUAUCAACAUGUUGCCAGCAGCCAAUACACUUAACGGCAUUCCACAGCAGCAGCAGCAGCAGCCGCAGCCCCAAUAUACCACCACAAAUACAACCAGCACGGAUGGCAAUGUCUAUCAGUUGCAAAACGAAAUACUCUGUGAUGGUCAACAACAGCAGCAGCAGGCUGGAGGUGCAACAGUUGCUGCAGUUACAUAUCAAACGGCCAAUAGUCCACAGCAACAGCAAAAUGUUGCUGGCAGUGUGGCCAAUGUUGCCGACAAUGUGGUCAAAACUAUUAGUUCGUCCUCCAUCCUGCAUACCAACGGAGGAGUGGAUCAGAGCCAACACCAGCAGCAGCAGCAGCAACAGGCACAGCCACAAUAUCAUUACAUCACCACAGCCGGCGAAGAUGGCCAGACGCCAACGACUAUAGUUUUUGAGAACUACAAUGGCACAACAUUGCCCGCCACAGUGGUAAGUUCGGCUGCCACAGUCACUGCCACGCCAACUACAGUGCCAACGACAACAACAACGACAACAGCUCUUGUCAAUACCGAUGGAACGAUCAUCGAGUUCGAUGGAAAUACGUAUGAGGAAUAUCAUGUACUUAAAAGUGAACCCGGCAGUAGUGAUUGUCUGAGUAAUGGCAGCAGUAAUGUGGCUGGGGAUAUUAUCAAGUACGAACCACAGCAUGUGGUCGAAGAGGAGCAGGAGGAUGAUGACGAAGGCGGCGAUGAAGGUGCCGGCCUGCAAGUUAAAUACGAAGAGCAAAGUCUCGACAACGAUCAAUAUGAAGAGUAUCAGGUGAUCAAGGCUGAAGUGGAGGCUGAAGCAGCCGAACAGGCCGCCGGUACAAUAAGUUAUACCAUCAGCCACAUGACCGAAGAAGUGGCCAGCAAUGGGGCGCCACAAGUACUCCCGAAAACGGGAGUUACAUCUGCCGCCAAACAGAAGAGAAAGCGCAAAACACGGGUCAUUGCCGAGGACGAGCAGGGCGAAUAUCUGGAGAAGAUGAGUGUGCGUGGUCUAGACAUAGCCCGCUAUGAACACAUAAUCGAUGGUGUGGCCUAUUGCCUGGUUUGUGCCAAGAAUGACAUAUUCAAGACAUUCAAGAACAAGUACAGCUUCCAGAGGCAUGCCUAUCUCUUUCACGAGGGUCAGAAUCGCAAGAUAUUCGCCUGCCCCAUAUGCAAUAAGGAGUUUUCGCGUCCGGAUAAAAUGAAGAUGCACAAAAAAGACAAACAUGGUGAUGUUCCGAUGCCGGCAUCAGCGAAUUCAACGCCACUGAAAUCGGAUGCAGCGGCAGGAGCGGGUGGACCAGCUGCCAAACGAGCGAGAACCUCAAGAACUCCAAGAGUUCGCAAAUCAAAGGCAGCUGCUGAUGGAUCAACACCGUCGAGUACACCAACCAAGAAGCGUCUGGCUCAAAUUGACAGUGUUCUGGAUGAAGUGCAAAAUGGGGAAAUUGGCCAAAAUAUACAACAACAACAGAUUCCUCAAACAAUGUCAGUGCCCCAACAGCCUCAACCGCAAUCGCAACCCCAACCUCAAUCUCAAGCUCAACCUCAACAACUACAGACACUACCCUCGCUGGACUUUAGUGGCAUGAUUUUGCCUGGCGGAGCCCAAUUGGCGUUGGCCAAUCCGGGUGCAACGAGUUCCAUGGCAGCGUUACAACGUGGAGCUCUAACACCCAACGGUGGUCAGGCCACAGCAGCUCCCACCACAACGUUAAUCUAUUCCAAUCAACUGGAAUUGCAACAGGCGCUAUUACAACAACAACUUCAUGGCCAAAGCAUUAUGAUACAGGAUCAGGCUGGUAAUCUAGUGCCAUUGCAGCUAGAUGGAACGCAGACAAUAUACACGACGGCCGCACCGGCUGCCCCGCCGCCUCAGGUUGCAGUCGCGCAACGUGCACAGCCAGCCACAUAUCAACAGCAGCCCCAGCAACAACAACAACAGCAGCAGCAGCAACUGGUACAACAACAACAAACUCUCAAGGUGUCGUCUAGUCAGGGCCAAACGGUGCAAUCUCAACCACAUUACGAACUGGACUCAAAUGUGACGUAUUUAAGUUCAACAUCAGCUGCCACGCCCACAAGUGCCGAACAUCAGUCACACCAUCAACAACAACAACAGCAGCAGCAACAUCCGCACCAACAACAACAUGUUAUUGGCACAGUGCAAAGCUAUCAGAUCCUUACACCAGAUGGCCUCCAAAGUUUCCAGCCCAAGCUAGAGGCCUCGGAAUUGGGUGAUUUGUGUCCCUAUUCGCAAUACACGUUCACCACACAUGCCAGCGCUCAGCCAACUUUGAAUGCCAAUGCUUUGGAUGCCCACCAGAGUCAACAUCAACAGCAACAGCAACAACAACAACAGCAGCAGCAGCAUCAUCAUCAACAACAACAGCAGCAACAUACGCAUUUACUGCAACAACAGCAAUUCACCACACAUAAUCCGCAUCAGCAAUUCAUGGAGCUUAAGAAUGAGCUGCUCAUCAAAAGUACCGCCGAUGCCUAUACCUUGGAUGCCAGUUCAAUGUAUCACCUGCCCUUCUCGCCCACUUCAAUGAUAAAUGCGGUAAACGAUGUCAAUACCUCAUCGCUGCUGGAGACCAAAGAAAUUAGCAGCAGCAACAACAACAACAACAACAGCAGCAGCAACAACAACGCCAAUUCUUCUGUGAUAAACAGCAGCACCAUAAACGCCACUACUAAUGGCCUCAAACCUUCCAAUGCUAAGAAGACACCAGUUAUACUAUUAGCAGCCAAUCGAGGAGCGGCUAAAAAGCAGCAGCAACAACAACAGCUCAAUCUCAUCAAUGGCAAUGGCAAUGGCAAUGUUGUCAAGGCUGCAUCAUCAGGUGGAGUGACUUUGGUGCGUGUGAAUCGUCAGCAACCACAGCAAUUAUUACAGCAGGCAGAGCAAGAACAGGAACUUCUGGAGGAGGAAACCGAACUUGUUGGCGAUUUAGAUGAAGAUGCCGCCGCAUUAUGCUCCUUAUCUUCAUCAACUGCCCAAAUUUUGCGUAAAUUUCGCAUACCAAAGGGAACGGCCCUUACGGCCAUGCCCACACCGACACCUUCGCCGCCCUCUGCUGGUGCCCAAAUGUCGUCAACACCAGCCGACAUGGAGGCAGAUACCUAUGGGGAGGAGGAUGAUAUUAUCGAAGAGCUCAACGAAGAUGAUCUAGUCGAGGAGAUAAUUGAGGAAGAGCACGAGGAGCUGAACGAAUCAUUAGAAAUGCCAGAAAAUGCCAACGAUGGACUGGAUUUGAGUAGUCCCCAAGCCGGCAACAAUUCCAUCGCAUUGAUGUUGCAACCGCAGGCUCAUCCAGUGCCGCCGACCCUGUCAGCGCCGACCUUGUCCGGACCGCCGCCAUUGCAAUUGCAAACGGUGGCCUCCAAUGGUACAGUGACCUGCUUCAAUUUGCCUCCAAAUACAAUAUUAUUGCAAUCGGCUGACGGUAGUAUUAUAGCUGCAACCCAAGUACCCCAUCCCAACAAGGCAGGACAACAGCAAUUGAUAGCCCUGCCCGAUUGGCCGGGUAAUGUGGCGGCUUUGGCUGAGCCUUCGCCAACACCAACACCGACGGCUACCACAACAACAACUACGGCUGCUCCACCUACACAAACUCUAUUGCUGACAGCCGAUGGUACGGCAAUACCCAUUUUGGCAACGGCACCACACCAGCAGCAGCAACAACAGGCGGCAGCUGCUGCUGCUGCUCAAUUGUUUGCCGCGUAGGGUCUAAUCGGUGGCCAAAUGGGUCGAUUUUUGAAUAGUGCCACCAUAAUGCCGACCACCUAUUUCUUUUAAGAAUCCAAAAUGUUGCUCAUAAAGCAAAGCUUGUACAAUGUGUAUAUUUUAGCUUUGUCUUGUCGGCAACAAAUAAUCCAAUCUUCCCAUUUGAAUUAUCAGCACAGCAAGAUAAAAGAAAAUCGACUCAUUUGGCCGACCAACUAGAGGGUAAAAACAAAAAAAAAAACAAAAACAAUAAAACUAAUAAUUUAGCCAUAGAGAAAGAAGCCAAGCUAAAAACAAAAUAUUGAUAUUAUGAGUGCUUCAAUGUUGGUAUGCAAAAAGAAUAAAGAAGAAAAAGAAUUAUUUUUUAUAUGUAAAAAUCGAAAAUGCCUAUAAAACUUUAACGAGAAAAGCAAAUCAAAUGUUGUUCAACACCCACACACACACACACACUAAAUAUAGUGUGUAAUGAGUGUUGUUGAUGAAUCAAAAAUGUAUGUGUUUAUACAAUACAUUUAAAGGCAUUAUUAAUAAGAUAAUAUAUGGUAUAAGCAAACUAAUCAUAGUUAGAGUUAAGACCUUCAAGAGAGAGACACCCAAAAACCAGUUGUAACUAUAAAAAUGCAUAUUAACUAUAUAUACAUAUAUAUAUAGUUCAUUGGUCAGCCCAACAGAUAAAUAUGCUUAGAAUAAUUUAAAACUUUCAAUUGAAAGUAAACUACUCUGUACUAUUUAGUUAUUCUGAUUAAUUGAUCACUACUAAGUAUAUAACUAACUAUAUAUACAUAUAUGUAUCUAUGUGCAUAUAUAUUUUAUGUAUAUGUAUAUAUAAUUUGUUCCUUUCGCAAACUAAUUAACGUAUUUCAAGUGUUAAGUUCCCUUAAGUUCUCAAUAUUUUUAUUUAUUUAUUUCUAUCUGUCUAUUUAUCGUACUAAAUCCUAUCUGUUAAUCUCUUUGUUCCCUGAACUUCCCCUAUACUUGAUUUUUAAACAUGUUGUAUAUUAUUUAUAUAUUUAUCUCUAUAUCUCUAUAUAUAUUUAUAUAUUAACAUAUAUAUUAUCUUCAAUUUUGUUAUGCCAUAUGCAUUAGUUGGUUGCUAAACUAAAAAAUAUUGGAAGCAUAGCACUGAACUAAGUUGUUAUUUUAAGAAACAUUUAUGUAUAGGACUAAAGUAUUUUUUCAUACCACCCCCCAAAAAACUAAGAAAUUUAAUUAAAAUGGAAGACAAUGAUUCAAAAACUUAAAUCUAAACUUAAGUUAUAAAAAAAAGAAUAUAUAUAUAUAUAUAAAAGUGAAUCAGCACUUUUCUUGUAAGAUAAAACAAAACCUUUGUAAGUUCUAAGUUCUAAAGCAUAAACGAAACAAACAAGCAACAUAAUUUAGUAUACAUUAUGUAUAAAAAGAAACCAAAAGUCUAUACUAUAUAAUAUAUAUAUAUAUAUAUUUAUUAUAAACAAUAAAAUACAAUUUUAAAAAUUCAAA